Rhincodon typus (whale shark) is the source of this 2265-nucleotide messenger RNA. RefSeq names its product CCAAT enhancer binding protein zeta (gene cebpz). The record is from RefSeq and is a predicted model, not a curated record. The transcript is spliced from 8 exons. The coding region runs from base 1 to 2265 and encodes 754 amino acids. NCBI's taxonomy places the organism in Eukaryota, Metazoa, Chordata, Chondrichthyes, Orectolobiformes, Rhincodontidae. Gene Ontology annotation, cellular component: nucleus.
AUGCUGCCUGUUUCUUUUUCUCUGCAGGCUGACUAUAUAAUGCUGUAUUCUUUAAAUGACAAUGAAGAAUUAAUUGAUGGUGGAAAAAAGAAUGCAAUAGAUGAUCUGAAAGAAGGUGAAUUAGAAGCCUUCAUCAAUAAAAUAGGCAUAAGCAAAUAUUCCAAAUUUCUGCUGGAGAAAAGUGAAGAAUGCAUUGAAAAUGAAAAUGAAAUAAAAAAGAAAGAAAAAGUUGACCAGAAAGAGAAGAAUAAAAAACAUGAAAAGGUGAGAGAGAAAUUACAAGAUAGAAAGGAUGAACAAAAGAAAUUUUCUGGAAGGAAAGAAAAGAAAAAGCUCAUUCAAGAUCAGGAAGUAUCUCGUCCCUCUGAGUUACUAAACAGGAAAGCUAAGAAACAGGUCACCUUUGAAUUUGAACCCAAAUCAUACUUAUUGAUAAAACCAGGAGGAAAGUGGUAUAAUAUGGAGUAUGCCAAUGAGCACAGUUCUGAGCCACAACAUGAGUCACUCAUCUCACAGUAUAGAAAUCUAGCUAAACAGCUUUAUGAGCAUGAGACCAAUCUUUACAGGAGUAAGAAAAAUAUCCAAAGAGGAGCAAAUUCAACAUGGAUAAAAACUGUAGUCAAAACAGGCACAUUAGCAGAUAGAAUGGCAGCUAUGACACUUAUGAUACAAGAUGCUCCAGUGCAUACUCUACACUUUGUGGAAGAAUUAAUCAACCAAAUCAAGAAGAAGGGAAGUCGGCGGCAAUGUUUAAUGGCUUUGACUACAUUAACAGAACUACUGAUCUCUGAACUACUUCCAGACAAUCGAAAACUGCAAACUUUCUCCCAGCAUCCCUUUAAAAAUCUAGAGGAGCUUGCUAGUGGGAACAAGGAUGCCCGAGACAAGCGUCUAAUAUUGUGGUACUUCGAACACCUGCUGAAGCAUCAGUUUGCAGAGUUUGUGAAAGCCUUGGAAACUUUGGCCCAUGAUGCAGUUCAAGCAACAAAAGUUCGUGCCUUGGCAACAGUCCACGAGAUAUUGUGCAAUAAGCCAGAACAAGAGAAAGCCCUGUUGAUACAGUUAGUGAAUAAAUUAGGAGACCCGCAAUAUAAAUUGGCCACAAAGGCCUCCUACCUUUUGGAAACUUUACUCCAUAAGCAUCCCAAUAUGAAAACUGUUGUGUGUUGUGAAGUUGAGAGACUUCUGUACAGGCCUAACAUUAGUCUGAAAGCCCAGUACUAUGCCAUUUGCUUUCUCAACCAAAUGGUCCUGAGCCAUGAAGAGUGUGAUCUGGCUGGGAAGCUAAUAUCCAUUUACUUUUCAUUUUUCCAUGGCUAUGUUAAAAAAGCAGAACUAGACUCUAAAAUGCUAAGUGCCUUGCUGUCAGGUGUGAAUCGAGCUUAUCCUUAUUCAAAGAUGGAUGAUGAAAAGAUGAUGGAACAAAUGGAUACUUUGUACAGGAUUGUACAUGUUGUGAACUUCACCACAAGUGUCCAAGCACUAAUGUUACUAUUUCAGGUCAUGGACUCUCGACAAACUGUGUCCAAUCGAUAUUAUGUAGCACUUUACAGGAAGCUGUUGGAUCCAGGACUGGCGCAAUGUUCUAAACAAGCCAUGUUUUUGAAUUUGCUAUACAAGUCUUUGAAGUCUGACGUCGUGCUUCGUCGUGUUAAAGCAUUUAUAAAACGGAUCUUGCAAGCCGCUUGUGGCCAAACGCCAGCAUUUAUAUGUGGAGCUCUCUAUCUCAUUUCCGAGAUUUUGAAACUGAAGCCAGGCAUCCGAGUCCUGUUACAAGAACAUGGGGAAUCUGAUGAAGAAGAGCAUUUUAAAGAUAUUGAUAACAGUGAUGAGGAACAGAUAUUUGAAGAUCUUGAUGAAAAGAUGAAGAAGAAAUCAGAUGAAGGGGAGAAAUAUAUUGAUGUUGAUGAAAGAGAUGCUGCCAAAGAACAAAAAGAUGUACAGAAUAAUAUUGUAAAUGGCAAAACAGAGUUAAUAACAUCUGGAUCGUGGUUGCAUCACAAAAAUCAAGGUGGUAAGUGUCUGGGAAACUAUGACCCAUUUCAUAGAAAUCCCCUCUCUUGUGGAGCAGACCGCAUUGGCCUCUGGGAAUUGAAGAAGCUAAGUGAACAUUUCCACCCAUCUGUGACACUCUUUGCAACAACUAUCCUGCAGGGUGACCACAUCCAGUAUUCCGGAGACCCUCUACAAGACUUUACAUUAAUGAGAUUUCUUGAUCGUUUUGUGUACAGAAACCCCAAACAACAUAAAGGCAAAGGUCCUUAA